Molecule: messenger RNA, 663 nt
Organism: Cucurbita pepo subsp. pepo (vegetable marrow)
Lineage: Eukaryota; Viridiplantae; Streptophyta; Magnoliopsida; Cucurbitales; Cucurbitaceae
Source: RefSeq, a predicted model, not a curated record
GGAUUCUCACUUCCCUUUUUUCUUCUUCGUUUUUCUCGUGCCUAUAAAUUCGCAUCUUUUCGUCUGCCCCCUCUGGCGCACGUCUCUGAGCCUAAUUAGUUUUCUGUCUACUCUCCUCUUCGCACCUUUUCUCAUACAGAGCCAUGUCGGACGAGGAGCACCACUUUGAGUCGAAGGCCGACGCGGGAGCUUCCAAGACUUUUCCGCAGCAGGCUGGAACCAUCCGUAAGAAUGGUUACAUAGUCAUCAAGGGCAGGCCUUGCAAGGUUGUUGAGGUUUCAACCUCAAAGACGGGAAAGCAUGGACAUGCUAAAUGCCACUUUGUUGCCAUUGACAUUUUCACUUCUAAAAAGCUUGAAGAUAUCGUCCCCUCUUCACACAACUGUGAUGUUCCCCAUGUCAACCGUACUGACUACCAGCUCAUUGAUAUCUCUGAGGAUGGAUUUAUUAGCCUGCUGACGGACAGUGGUAACACCAAGGAUGACCUGAGGCUUCCAUCGGAUGAGAGUCUGCUGUCCCAGAUCAAGGAUGGCUUUGCGGAGGGGAAGGAUCUGAUUGUGACUGUCAUGUCUUCAAUGGGAGAGGAGCAAAUCUGCGCUCUCAAGGACAUUGGCCCAAAAUAGAUUCUUUUGAUGAAUAGAAAGCAGCAAAUUUUUUGGCCUC